ACUUAAGAUUCCAUAUAUAAUUUUGUGAAGAGAUCAAUUGAGGUGUGAUCAUGGAAUGCAAUCGUAGUUCGUCGUCAUCUAGGGUUGACAGAAGAACCAUUGAGAAAAACAGAAGGAUUCACAUGAAGGCUCUUUACUCACAACUCCAUUCUCUUGUUCCUCAUGAUUCUUCUAGGGAAGAGAUAUCACUGCCAGAUCAACUACAAGAAGCUGCAAAUUACAUAAAGAAAUUGCAAAUAAAACUGGAGAAAAUGAAUGAAGAAAAGGAUAAUUUGAUGGGAAUCAAGAAACUGGAAAGCAUUCGAGAUGAAAAGGAAAUAAAAAGCUCGAAUUUGUCGGUGGGGCAACAAAGAACGCCUCAGAUUGAUGUUCGUGAAAUCGGCUCAUCUCUUGAAGCAAUUCUAAUCACGGGGGUCGAUUUUAAGUUCUUGUUCACUGAAACAAUACGUGUAAUUCAUGAAGAAGGCUUCAAUGUCGUCAAUGCCAGUUUCUCGAUUCUUAACGAUACAGUCUUUCAUACCAUCCACGCUCAGAUUGGAGAGAGUUAUGAUCAAGAAAAUGGUGUUUCAAGGAUCAUAGACAGAUUGAAUUGUCUUGUGUAUGACAUUUGAUGCAUAGUGUAAUGCUUAGGUUUUUUGCCCUAAAAUUGUGGCAAGAUUUUUAGUUCAACUAAUAUUAUGUAUGGUUAGAAUUCAAUAUCUUGUUAUCAAGACUAGUAGUUGGAUUAUAUCUUUAUCUUGUAUCAAAUUAUUU
Cynara cardunculus var. scolymus (artichoke) is the source of this 753-nucleotide messenger RNA. RefSeq names its product transcription factor bHLH162. Gene Ontology annotation, biological process: regulation of transcription by RNA polymerase II. The record is from RefSeq and is a predicted model, not a curated record. The coding region runs from base 51 to 611 and encodes 186 amino acids. Gene Ontology annotation, molecular function: DNA-binding transcription factor activity, RNA polymerase II-specific; protein dimerization activity; RNA polymerase II transcription regulatory region sequence-specific DNA binding. Gene Ontology annotation, cellular component: RNA polymerase II transcription regulator complex. The transcript is spliced from 3 exons. NCBI's taxonomy places the organism in Eukaryota, Viridiplantae, Streptophyta, Magnoliopsida, Asterales, Asteraceae.